CCUCUCUUUCUACAUACAUAUAUAUAGACGUGACCUCGCUAUGAACUCAGUCGUGAUCUUAGCCCUCACAGCCAGUGGGGGGUACAAGCAGAUGGGGAAACUGAGGCUUGACACCUGCCCAAGGUCAUGUAGCAACAGCACAUGGCUGGCAGAGUUGAGAGUGGGACCCAGGGCUGGGCACCAUCAAUUAUCCUAGGGGAUGUGGGUCUGUCCCUAGAAAAAGUAAAGCCAGGGCAGCUGUGGCCUUAGCUGUGAUGGCUCUGGGUUUAGAGGAAUUUCAGUUAAUGUGUGUCUCUCCUACCCACUGCAGACGGGGUGGCUCAAGAAGAGGCUGGCCUGAGAGAAGCAAGGGGGUGGGCAGUGUUCCGGGGUGGAGCCUGGAGCAUCCGGAGCCUUCAUAAACCUGGGCAGGCGGGAGCAGUGCAAGCACAAGGGGCCACCAUGGAGGGCAGCUUCACGGGAGAAGAUGAGUACCAGAAGAAUUUCCUGCCCAGGGAAUACCUGGCCACCUACUGCAGCUUCAGCAGCGGCCCAGCACCUGAGGCCGAGGUGCUCAAGUUUAACCUGGAGUGUCUCCACAAGACCUUUGGUCCUGGGGGCCUCAAAGGGGACACCCUGAUCGACAUCGGCACAGGCCCUACCAUCUACCAAUUGCUCGCCGCCUGUGAGUCCUUCCAAGACAUCACCCUUUCAGACUUAACUGAUCGCAACCGGGAGGAGCUAGAAAAGUGGCUGAAGAAGGAGCCAGGGGCCUAUGACUGGUCCCCGGCUGUGAAAUAUGCUUGUGAGCUGGAGGGAGACAGCGGCCGGUGGCGGGAGAAGGAGGAGAAGCUUCGAGCUGUGGUAAAGCGAGUGCUCAAGUGCGACGUCCACCUGGGUAACCCACUGGCCCCGGCUGUGCUGCCCCCAGCUGACUGCGUGCUCACCCUGCUGGCCAUGGAGUGUGCCUGCUGCAGCCUGGACACCUAUCGUACUGCGCUGCGCAACCUCGCCUCGCUGCUCAAGCCGGAGGGCCACCUGGUGACCUCGAUCAUUCUCAGGGUCUCGUGCUACAUGGUGGGGAACCACAGGUUCUCCUCUGUGGCCCUGGAGAAGGAGGAGGUGGAGCAGGCUGUCCUGGAUGCCGGCUUCGACAUUGAGCAGCUUUUGCAUAGCCCCUGCAAAUACUCCCCCGCCAAUGCUGCCAGCUCCGGGGUCUGUUUCAUUGUGGCCCGCAAGAGGCCUGAGCCCUGAGCUGGGCUGGCCAGCAAGGGCUCUGGUCAGGCACUGAGGCCUUGGCCAUCUAUCUGCUAGUGAAGG
This is a messenger RNA of Loxodonta africana (African savanna elephant), 1299 nucleotides long. RefSeq names its product indolethylamine N-methyltransferase (gene INMT). The record is from RefSeq and is a predicted model, not a curated record. Bases 442 to 1233 code for a protein of 263 amino acids. Gene Ontology annotation, cellular component: cytosol. The transcript has 3 exons. Lineage: Eukaryota; Metazoa; Chordata; Mammalia; Proboscidea; Elephantidae. Gene Ontology annotation, molecular function: N-methyltransferase activity; amine N-methyltransferase activity.